Messenger RNA from Peronospora farinosa, 1215 nucleotides. Lineage: Eukaryota; Oomycota; Peronosporomycetes; Peronosporales; Peronosporaceae. The record is from the annotation of a GenBank genome assembly.
AUGACCGACUCGAACGUCAAAGCGAGUCUCCGCCAAUGCGACGACAGUGACGGUGAUGCAGCAGAGAUCGCUGACGUCUUUGAUAUCGUGAAAGAUGACAACGGCCCUUCUUCUCAACUCACGGUGAGGUCGUUGCCGUAUGUCAAGUGCCGCGGUAGUGCGAGCGCUGUCUUCAGCUUUGACUCGGCCGCGCGCCGCCACAUCUCACUGGUGUCCAAUGCAACAUCCGACACCGUUGACUCGUCACCUGAACAUGCCAAUAAGCUCCCCACGUCGCUCUCGUACUCGGUUCCGCCCAUUACGAUGGUGACCACCACGCCCCGCGGCCGUCCCGCUGUAGACGUCAUUGCCACUUAUAUGAACACAUGCGAUCAGCGCACUGUAAAGUCAGAGCUCAUGCGCGCUCAUGCGCACUUUGCGUCUCCUCGAGGUGGUCCGCCGUCGCGCAUCCGAUCGUCUUCCCUGAUGAGUAGAGAAGGCAGCGCCGAGUGGGGCUGGUUCGCAGACAUUGACUCGAGUAGCGAGAGCUGGGGCGGCGAUGGUUCCAUUCACUCGCUACGUCGUCGAUUGAGUGCUGAUUUGGGACUCAUAGACGUAGGCAACGUUCAUGUCCUAGGUGACGAACAGACAAACACACGUAUUACGGCAGCACACAAAACAUUUACAAUCGUCACAGAAGGCAAUGGCAAGGUUGUCUCUGCUACAGUAUCCAUCCCCAAGUUUCGGAUUGUGCAGUCGCGCUCGGGUGCUGAUCGUCACGCGCAGUAUUUAAUUACCCUUAUGCUCGGCAAGGAGCUUUACGCAGACUGGCGUCGGUACUCGGAGUUCGGGGAGCUAGUGAAGACGCUUGAUGAAAAGCGCUACACGCGGACACAAGACGCUUGGGCAGGCAUCGAGACGCGCUGGUUCAAUCGGCUGGAACCAUCGUAUUUGCACCAAAAGUGCAUCACUCUUGAAAAUUUCAUCCGCGAGCUCAUGUACGAAUCGAACGAGCCAACUGUGCUGAUUAACUUUCUUGGCGGCUAUCUGGGCAAGGUAAACGCGCGACCUAUGGACUCCGUGGCAUUUCGCCCAGCUGCACAGCUCCCGAAGGAACUUCGUCCACCACAGCCGCAACACGAGCGAGAGCUCUUUGAAAAGAUGUGGGCGGAGAACUUUAAGCGGUCCCACGUGGACUACGCGACAGAUUUGCCGUCGAGCCAAACAGCCAGCUAG